GCCAAAUAUGUGCUUAAUUUCACUGAACUACAAGCUUAUUGAUCCAGCAUGCAAGGACGACCGAGGGACCGAGCGACCGAGACUUGGGAAUAUUUCAGAAAGCCAGGCGCACGCGACGUCAUCACUGGCAGUUUCUGUAGCUAAAUCACAUCUGAUUUUAUUAGCAACCAGCUAUUAGCAGCAGUAUUGUGUAGCGGACUAACAUAGAGAAAAUCAUGAAGGAUACAAGGUAUUCUUUCGAAGACGUGAAAAUCCAUAACAACGAGAACAGCUGUUGGGUGGUUCUCGCCAACUCCGUGUAUGACGUAACACCUUUUCUCAAUGAGCACCCAGGUGGAGCAGAUAUUCUUUUAGAGAACGCGGGAAUAGAGGUGACUGACCAGUUUUUUGAAGUGGGUCAUAGCACUAAGGCAAUAAUGUUGUUGGGGAAGUACAAAAUCGGAGAACUGAUAGACGAAGACAUGGAGAAGAGGAGGUUGCGGAGGGCGGAGAAACUAAAAAGGCAAAAAGAAGAAGAAGAAAAGAAGAACAGAAAAAUAGAAAAAAUAUUGAAAGUAAUUGAUUCAACGUAUGUACAGGUGUGUUGUGGUAUUGCACUGGGACUUACCGUUACCGUAUUAUUUCACUUGUAUUCUAAAAAGUAGCUUAUUAUAAAAAUCAAUAAUGCUGGACCUUCCAGCCUGAAACUCAGGGUUAUAUUCAUUCAUAUAAAAAGUUAUAUUAUUGUGUAAUGUUUGACAUGAUAUAUAAAUAGUUUGUGUGAUGCAUUAAAAAAUCUCAGAUUAGC
Messenger RNA from Acanthoscelides obtectus, 787 nucleotides. The record is from the annotation of a GenBank genome assembly. Lineage: Eukaryota; Metazoa; Arthropoda; Insecta; Coleoptera; Chrysomelidae.